UUAUAUAGAGCAGUGGAUAGACUAUUAUUUAUUUAAUUUCGAGACAUUGUUUUAUAACAACACAAAAUAUGCCUUUAUUGUUUUCAUUAGACUCCCUAUUGAGAAUAUAAUUACCCCUGGCGCCUGCCCAACUAGAUCCGCCAAUGAACUAAUAUUCUUUCUUGUGGUUUUGUCGAGGUUCAUUGACUUGUAUUUACGGGAAUAAUUUGUAUUACACUAUAUUCGGAAAUUUAAAAAAUAUUUUUUUUUGAUAUCAUGUCCUUUUGAGUUUUAAAAAAUAUAUCCCGUAUCUUUUUUUUUUUAGAGUGAAAUAAAGUUGACCAAUUAUUCUCAUUCAACUUCACCUUCACCUAUCCCUUAGUCUGUUGGACUUUGCGCACUACAUCAGAUGUUAACCAUCUUUCUUCAUUUUGCUCUAUCCUUUGCAUUGGAUAAAAUUUCAUUCAUCGACAGGCCUGUUGAUUAUUUGAUGUAGUUAAGCUCUGUGCACUGAUAGAGUUACACAGUGAAAGUUGACGACUUAUAUGAAGGGUUGAAGUACUUUAGAUAAUAUUUUAUACUUGAAGAAGUUUAAACAAAAAUGUUGAAACACAAGAGAAAAAGACAAAUCAAAGAGAGGAGUUCCAAAAAACAAAAGACUGAAAAUAGCAGUUCUGAAUUUUGUCUUCCUACUGAAACUAGUGAAGAAAGUAAUAAAGACAGCCUUGAGAAAGCGCAGUCAGAUUAUAAUAUCACCAAUAACCAUUAUAAUAUCCAGUCAGAUGACUUAGAUCAUGAUGAAGGUGCAUUAAUUGUUGAUCAUGAAACUCAAGAGUCAGAAGGAGGAGAAGCAGGUCUAAAAAAAUAUCUUGCUAGCUGUGAGAAGAAUCCAGGUCACAAGCAGUUUAUACCUAUUGAUAAAUUCAAAUUGAAACAUUUACCUGAAAGUUAUCAAGACAAUGAUUUGUAUGAAUACAUUAAAGCUCUAGCUGACCUGACAGUGAAAUUAAAUGUUAAAAUGACUAGUCUAGACAGACCAAAGUUUUGGUCAAAGACAACACAUCCGUAUCCGUUUUCAAAAAUGAGUGACCGGAGAAACUUGCGGACAGGAAGUGGAAGAGUCAGAUACGUCAAUAAAUUUAAAGAUGGAGUGACACACAAUUUAAUUAUUGGAAGUAGUGACUUCUCAAAGUGUUGGUGUAGAAAAUGUCAAGUUUCAGACUCACCCAGCAAUGUCUGGUGGGAGUUUUAUGUCUUCACAGCCACACACGUGGUUUUUGAUGACAUUGAGGCCAGCCACGCGACCUUGAGAUUGUUUUAUGAUAGAGAUGACAGUCCAGUGGUCAGUGUUAAUAACGUCAGUAUUGAUUAUAGAGACAUUGAUGGUGACUGGUGUGUUUUGAAAUGUGUGACAUGUGACAAAUAUAUAGGAAAUAAACUGAUGGGAAUGUGGAGACAUAAUAGAAAUGUAUGGAUGAAAAUCUUUAAUAAAUACAGAAAUUAUACAUCUAAAAACAAGCUUAAUAUUAUAGUGUCACAUCCUCAUGGAUCUUCUAAACAGGUCAGUGUUGGUCAAUGGAAGGACAAACACAAGAUGGGUGAAGAUAGAUCUAAGUUUACCUAUACAACUUGCACAUGUCCAGGAAGUAGUGGAGCACAUGUCCUGUGUCUGGGAUAUAGUGACUGGUGGCUGUAUGAUCUUGUUCACACUGGAAGUUUAAAGUCCGGAUUAAAUUACAGUGGGGUUGGUGAUGUCUACUAAGUUGUUCCAGCUGUCACCAAACAACAUGAACUUAUAUUAAAAAUGAUCAAUCUGUUGCCUCUUAUUGUAAUAAAACACAUUUAAAAUGUCUUAUUUAUAAUUUAUAAAUGUUUACUUGUUUGAAAAUAUUACUUUUAAAUGUUAACUUUAUAUGAAUAAAUGAAACUUAAAUGUUUUUUUUUAUGUCAUUUCCACUUUGUGUAUAAUUUGUUUUUGAGAGGUCAUGAUGUUCAAAAUUUCUUUUUACAAAUAUUUUGUUAAGAAAACUAUGUAUGUAUUUCAAGAACAACACUUCAUUUAUAUCUCAGAUGUGCAAUGAUGAAUGAAACGUUAGAUUAAUUUAAAAAGAAAAUAACAUUCUUUAACUACGUUUUUAAUUGUAUUGCCCAAAUAAAACCUUGCUGUAUACACAAUUAGCCAAUAAAUACAAUUCUAUGAAUA
Biomphalaria glabrata is the source of this 2182-nucleotide messenger RNA. RefSeq lists its product as uncharacterized. Lineage: Eukaryota; Metazoa; Mollusca; Gastropoda; Planorbidae. The coding region runs from base 581 to 1741 and encodes 386 amino acids. The transcript has 5 exons. The record is from RefSeq and is a predicted model, not a curated record.